AUGCCGGUGGCAGAAAGUGCCAAGUGGAAUGAACAUUUAAAAACUCAGUACAGUUUAAGAGCUGAAAUGAGUUACAGGCUAAGCAGUAGCAGCAGCAUCACCAUCAGCAUCGUCAACACUGAGUGCAGUGCCCUUUUCAAACUUCAGAUUCCCCCUAAUUCCAACCAAAUUCCUAAUUUCUUUUUCUUUAAUAGGGUUUGGUGUUGUAGUAAAAACAACAAGAAUUUGGAAAUGGAGGGUCACGAUCUCUCCAAAUUCACCGUUAUCAAUGAAACUCACUCACUCAACCACAAAAUUUCCGCCAUUCACAACGCCGGCCCUUCUAAACUCCAGGUAAUUGCGGAUUUUGAUGCAACUUUAACAAGGUACUGGAUCAAUGGGCACCGAGGACAAAGCAGUCAUGGCCUUUUGAAGCAAGGGAAUCCCGAGUAUGAUGCCAAGAGGCAAGCGUUAUUUGAGUACUAUCAUCCAUUAGAGUUCUCUCCUACAAUUCCACUUGAAGAGAAAACCAAACUCAUGGAAGAAUGGUGGGGGAAAACACAUGGUCUUCUUAUUGAAGGAGGCCUUACAUAUGAUGCAAUAAAGAACUCUGUUGGUAGUUCUAAUAUUGCCUUUAGGGAUGGUGUAGUUGAACUUUUUGAGUUUUUGGAGGAGAGAGAUGUCCCGGUUCUCAUAUUUUCAGCAGGGCUUGCAGAUAUUAUAGAGGAGGUCCUAAGGCAGAAAGUUCACAGAUCUUUUAAGAACAUUAAGAUUGUCUCAAACCAGAUGUUGUUUGACAAUAGUGGUCACCUUGUAUCUUUCAAAGGGAAGUUGAUUCACAGUCUGAAUAAAAAUGAGCAUGCUCUUGAUAUGGCGGCACCUCUUCAUGAUCAAAUGGGUGGAAUUGACGGUCCUGCUGAAGACAAUGCCUCAGUGAAGCAGAGGACUAAUGUGCUACUUCUAGGUGAUCAUGUUGGUGAUUUGGGAAUGUCUGAUGGCUUGAAUUAUGAGAAUCGUAUAUCUGUGGGAUUUCUGAAUGACAACAUUGAGAAGAACCUUGAGAGCUACCGUAAUGCCUUCGAUAUUGUUUACAUGAAUGACACAGCCAUGUGGGGAGUGGUGAAGCUUGCAGCUCAACUGUGUUCAAUGGAAGCUUGAUCGAUUGCCAAUGGAUUGCAUUGCUAUUAUUAGGCUCUU
Messenger RNA from Hibiscus syriacus, 1176 nucleotides. Its product is annotated as 7-methylguanosine phosphate-specific 5'-nucleotidase A-like. The transcript is spliced from 10 exons. The record is from RefSeq and is a predicted model, not a curated record. Gene Ontology annotation, cellular component: cytoplasm. Bases 1 to 1137 code for a protein of 378 amino acids. Lineage: Eukaryota; Viridiplantae; Streptophyta; Magnoliopsida; Malvales; Malvaceae. Gene Ontology annotation, molecular function: 5'-nucleotidase activity; magnesium ion binding.